AUGUUAGAAGACAAUAGAACAAAUGCAAAUGAAAUCUUUGAUUUAUUGUUUACUGAUGCCAAAUCUAUAGCAGAUGAUUUUGAAAUCACUAUUACUUGUCCCAGAAUAACUGGAAAACAAUCAAACAGAAACAAUUAUUCUUAUGAAUCUCCCAAAGACUAUUAUCGAGUAUCAAUUUUUAUACCUUAUCUAGAUUCAAUAAUUCAGUGUAUUAAAGAAAGAUUUGAAAAAAGUAAUGGUGUUGCUUUUUCACUACAACACCUUCAUCCAGCAUUAUUUAUAAAAAUGAAAAAACAAGAGUACACUGACAGCAUAACUAAUAUUUAUAAUUUUUAUAAAAUUGAAAAUCUGUUAGCUGAAAGUGAAAGUUGGUAUAGUUUAUGGCAAAAAAAAGACUGCCAAAGUAUGGACAUAAUAGAUUUACUAGAACAUAGCAAAAUAUUUUUCCCUGGCAUUACAAUUGCAUUAGAAAUUUUUCUGUCUUUGCCAGCUACAAGUUGUGCAGCCGAAAGAUCAUUUAGCACUUUACGAAGGGUUAAAACUUGGCUUCGGUCUACGACGGGCGAAGACCGAUUAAAUGGCCUAUGUAUGUUAAGUGUCCAUCGAGAAAGAGUUGAUACAAGAAAAGAGAAAUUAAUUGAACAGUUAAUAACAAGGUUUGCAAUGGAACAACCACGAAGACUUCAGUUUUUAUUUAAUAAAGAAUAA
Molecule: messenger RNA, 708 nt
Organism: Aphis gossypii (cotton aphid)
Lineage: Eukaryota; Metazoa; Arthropoda; Insecta; Hemiptera; Aphididae
Product: zinc finger MYM-type protein 1-like
Exons: 1
Coding region: 1-708 (235 amino acids)
Molecular function (GO): protein dimerization activity
Source: RefSeq, a predicted model, not a curated record